AAGCUUGGAAGCUCAGGCUUGCACAUCCCUGCUACCUUCUCCCAGAUGUCCAGCAAGGCAGCCACCGGCAGUGACAUAGGACAGGCCCGCCGGGCAGUGGAGCAACUUCGGAUGGAAGCAGGCAUCAAUCGCAUAAAGGUAAGGGUUGGGGCAGGCUUAGAGUGGACACAUCUGGGCAAGGGAACAGGUGGACACCCAGAUGUGGCUGACUUGAUUGGUCUGCAGGUGUCCAAGGCAGCCACAGAUCUGCUGCAGUUCUGCACGGAGCAGGCCAAGACUGAUCCCUUCCUUGUGGGCAUCCCAGCUGCCACCAACCCUUUCAAGGAAAAGAAGCCCUGUGCUAUCCUAUGA
Messenger RNA from Cricetulus griseus (Chinese hamster), 351 nucleotides. Lineage: Eukaryota; Metazoa; Chordata; Mammalia; Rodentia; Cricetidae. The record is from RefSeq and is a predicted model, not a curated record.